Molecule: messenger RNA, 4269 nt
Organism: Bombina bombina (fire-bellied toad)
Lineage: Eukaryota; Metazoa; Chordata; Amphibia; Anura; Bombinatoridae
Gene: CACNA2D4
Product: calcium voltage-gated channel auxiliary subunit alpha2delta 4
Exons: 40
Coding region: 318-3587 (1089 amino acids)
Cellular component (GO): voltage-gated calcium channel complex
Molecular function (GO): voltage-gated calcium channel activity
Source: RefSeq, a predicted model, not a curated record
GGAUGCCUGUAAUCCCUUGGAUCGGAUCCUGCAGAUUAUCUGUGAUCAGAGUGGGGGAUCUCGGUGAGCAGAGAGGAAGAGAAAUAAAAUAGUGAGCAAAUAAGUAAAGGACAAACCAGAAAGCGAGAGUAUGAUGAAAUAGGGGACAUAAUGGCAAUAUAGAAGAUAAGGGAAGGUAUUGGGGAUAUCAGAGUGGUUAAGUGAGAAGCAAAAAGACCAGAGAAGAGAGAGGAGAACCAGAGGCGCUGGGUAUAGAAAGAAGAAAAAGUGGGGCAUACAGCAGAAACCCGUAUUGCCCCUCAUGUCCCCGGGGCACUAUGUGCUGGAGACUGGCGCUGCUCUGGAUUGUGUUCUCUGGAUGUGCGGCGCUCAGAGGCCAAAGGAGGAUCCCUACUGACACAGUCAAAUUCUGGGCAGACACAUUUGGAAAUGAAGUUUACUCCAUAGUCACCAAAUACUCUGGCUCCUUGCUAUUGCAGAAGAAGUAUAAAGAUGUGGAACCCACACUUAGCAUCGAGGAGGUUGAUGGGCUGGACUUGGUCAGGAAAUUCUCAGAGGAGAUGGAAAGUAUGCUGCGUAGGAAAGUUGAGGCUGUGGAGAGACUGGUAGAGGCGGCAGAAGAGGCUGAUUUAAAUCACGAGUUCAAUUCUUCCUUGGAGUUUGAAUACUAUAACUCUGUGCGCAUUAACGAGAAGGAUGAGAAUGAUAAUUAUGUGGAACUCGGCAAUGAAUUUAUUUUGGAGAGCAACGAGCAUUUCAAUAACUUGAGGGUGAAUACGUCACUUAGCAACAUACAGCUGCCUACCAACGUGUAUAACAAAGACUCUGAUAUUCUUAAUGGAGUGUAUAUGUCUGAAGCCUUGAACCCCAUUUUUGUUGACAAUUUCCAAAGAGAUCCCACUCUAACCUGGCAGUAUUUUGGCAGCUCAACUGGCUUCUUCAGACUUUAUCCAGGUAUUAAAUGGGUUCCAGAUGAAAACGGCGUGAUCUCAUUUGACUGUAGAAACCGAGGCUGGUACAUCCAGGCAGCCACAUCACCCAAGGAUAUAAUGAUUGUGGUAGAUAUCAGUGGCAGUAUGAAAGGUCUGAGGAUGACGAUUGCCAAACACACAAUUACCACCCUCCUGGACACACUGGGGGAAAAUGACUUUGUAAAUAUCAUCGCAUACAAUGACUAUGUUCACUAUAUCGAGCCAUGUUUUAAGGGCAUCCUUGUACAAGCAGACAGGGACAACAGAGAGCAUUUCAAACAGUUAGUGGACGAGCUACAGGCAAAAGGUGUGGGGACCGUCAAUAAAGCUUUGAUUGAAGCUUUUAAAAUCUUAAAGGAGUUCCGUGAGGCUGGUCAAGGGGGAUUAUGUAACCAGGCUAUCAUGCUGAUUACCGAUGGUGCAGUAGAAGAUUAUGAGCCAGUGUUUGAGAAAUACAACUGGCCUGAUAAAAAGGUCCGGAUUUUCACGUAUCUCAUUGGGAGAGAGGUGACUUUUGCUGAGAAUGUCAAAUGGAUUGCAUGCAACAACAAAGGGUAUUACACUCAGAUCUCAACACUGGCUGAUGUCCAGGAAAAUGUGAUGGAGUAUCUCCAUGUACUGAGCCGGCCGAUGGUGAUCAACCAUGACCACGAUAUCAUCUGGACUGAGGCCUACAUGGAUAGUGCGCUCUUUGCCUCCCAGGCUCAGAGUCUCCUACUUAUGACCACAGUGGCCAUGCCGGUGUUCAGCAAGAAGAACGAAACUAGAUCAGAAGGUAUCCUUCUUGGUGUUGUGGGGACUGAUGUCCCUCUGAGGGAACUUCUGAAGCUAGCACCAAGAUAUAAGCUGGGCGUUCAUGGAUAUGCUUUCCUAAAUACUAAUAAUGGGUACAUCCUCUCUCACCCCGACCUACGACCCCUGUAUAAAGAAGGCAAGAAGCUCAGGCCCAAACCAAAUUAUAACAGUGUGGAUCUUUCUGAGGUGGAGUGGGAGGAUCGUGAUGAGAUACUCCGCACAGCUAUGAUCAGAGGCGAGACAGGCUCCCUUGCUAUGGAUGUAAAAGUGCCGGUGGAUAAAGGGAAACGUGUUCUGUUCCUGACCAGUGACUACUUCUAUACAGACAUCAGUGACACGCCAUUUAGCCUUGGGGUUGUCCUGUCCAGAGGGCAUGGAGAAUAUAUCCUUAUCGGCAACACAUCCUUAGAAGAAGGACUACACGACCUCCUUCACCCAGAUCUCACAUUGGCCAAUGAGUGGAUUUAUUGCAUUACUGAUAUAGAUCCUGAUCACCGAAAGCUAAACCAGCUACAGGCAGUAAAAAGGUUCCUGAUGGGAGAGGACCCAGAUCUGGAGUGCGAUGAGGAGCUGGUCCAGGAAGUACUCUUUGAUGCUGUGGUCACAGCUCCAUUAGAAGCUUAUUGGACACAGUUGGCCCUUAAUUUGUCUAGUGAGUCAGAGGAUGGGAUAGAGGUUGCAUUCCUGGGAACACGGGCUGGACUCAUGAGGAAAAACCUGUUUGUGGGCUCUGAGAAAAUGUCCAACAAAAAGUUCCUGCAUUAUGAUGAGAAGGAGAGUAUUUUUACAAUGGAUCAUUUCCCUUUGUGGUACAGACGGGCUGCAGAGCAUCCUGCAGGGAGCUUUGUGUUCCACAUGCCUUCUGAUGACAGCCCAGAUAAGGGCCAGAAGCCAGAGGUUCUGACCGUUAGUACAGCUGUAUCUGUUACUGUGCACAGCAAGACCGCCAUCGCUGCAGCAAUUGGUGUCCAGAUGAAGCUAAAUUUGCUACAUCAAAUCUUCUGGAAGACAACACAGCAGUCAAAUGACACAGACUGUAGCAGCAUAGACGGCUGGUGUCCCCUGAGCUGUGAGGAUGAGACUCUGCAGUGCUAUCUUAUUGACAACAAUGGCUUCAUUGUAAUCACCAAAGACCAGGAGAAGACAGGAGUGUUCCUGGGGGAGGUGGAUGGCUCGCUGAUUACACAGCUCCUGAACAUGGGUGUUUUCAGACAAGUGACGCUAUAUGAUUAUCAAGCGAUGUGUAAACUGCCAUAUCAUCAUCACAGUGGCGCCCGCGGUUUACUAAAUCCACUAUAUGCUCUGAUGUCAGCAGCCCAAUGGCUCUUCAGCAACCUAGUCCUGUUUUUACUGGAGUUCAGCCUGUGUCCUUUCUGGUCCUCUGAUAACACAGCGGAAGCAAAGUCCUUCUUCCAUCACUCUCACAAACACAAGAAACAGGAUAUGUUACAGCCUUGUGACACUGAAUACCCAUCCUUCGUACAUGAGACCUCAAUCCAGGAAGCCAAUGGAUUCAUCGAGUGCGGUCACUGCCAAAAGAUGUUCGUGCUACAGCAGGUCCCUAACAGUAACCUUCUCCUCUUGAUCAGCGACUCGGCCUGUGACUGCAGCAUCUUCCCCCCUGUCUCAUUACAAGCCAAAGAAGUCAAAUAUAUCGCUUCUGUGAAGUGUGAUCGCAUGCGAUCCCAGAAAUUGAGACGCCGGCCUCACUCCUGUCAUGCCUUCCACCCAGAGGAAAAUGCACAAGACUGUGGUGGUGUGUCUGGACUCUCUGCUUCAAUUACACUACUUCUUGGAGCUCUUGCCAUUUCUCUGCGGUGACAAACUACAUAGCCAUGAAUUGGAAAAGAGGCUCAUCAGCUGAACACCAUCAUUCUCUGGAACCACAAUCAAGGGUCAGAGACUUUUUAUCUAUGCAAUGUGCACAGCUGUCCGCAUGUCUCAGAGAGGUCAACUUUGUACAUGCUGGUAAUUCCUCUAGUGCCUCAUUGCUUUGCACCUUAUUGCAAGGUCCUCUGGCACUUUAGGGGUUAAUGUAGCUAAGCUUAAACCACCUGUCCUUUUCUGUGUCACUGCCUGAACAGAUGAUAGAGGAUCUGCUGAAUUGAGAAAAGACUCAGAUACCAGUCUAAACCACAAUGUACAAUUUUCCUGUCUAUAUUUAUGAAAGAGUCCUAAUGAUUUGUAUUCAUUCAGAAAGGGAGAUUAACAGGUAACACCUACAAUUCUCAGAUUGAAUAAAUACAAGUUUCUGUCCUGUAUACAGCUCUAUAGAGCACUUAUAGCCUUUUUACAAGUCAUUUUAUGUCUCAGUAUACAGUGAUCUCUUCAAGUCAGUUUCUUUCAGUGGGAAACAUUUGUCUCUUGGGUAGUCUUGGUUUCGAUCAGUGCCUCUCUAUUGGGCAAACUAUGUUUCUCCUUAGGCAGUAUGUCAUGUUUAUAUAUUUAUAUAUCAAAUGGAUUAAAAUUCCGGAGGCUAAAAUAAAAGAUUUUUUUGUCUGAA